Hansenula anomala is the source of this 870-nucleotide messenger RNA. It is a transcript of the gene LHP1, whose product is annotated as tRNA maturation protein LHP1. The transcript has a single exon. Gene Ontology annotation, molecular function: mRNA binding. The record is from RefSeq and is a predicted model, not a curated record. Gene Ontology annotation, biological process: RNA processing. Lineage: Eukaryota; Fungi; Ascomycota; Saccharomycetes; Phaffomycetales; Wickerhamomycetaceae. The coding region runs from base 1 to 870 and encodes 289 amino acids. Gene Ontology annotation, cellular component: nucleus.
AUGAGUGAAGCCAAAGAGGUACAAGCUGUUGAAUCAGUUGAAGUUCCAAAAACUGAAGAAGUAACCAGCGUUGAAGAACCAGUUGUUGAAUCAAAAACUGAAGUUACUGAAGAAGAUAAAAAAGAAGAACAAUCCGAAGCUAAACCUGAAGAUGCAAAGGCAGAUGAUGCCAAACUUGAAGAACCAAAAUCUGAAGAAACUAAAACUGAAGAAGCUGCUUCUGAAUUUGAACCAGAAGAAGUUUUAAAACAAGUUGAAUUCUACUUUAGUGAUUCAAACUUACCAAAAGAUAAAUUUUUAUGGAGAACUGUUCAAUCAAAUCAAGAAGGAUGGGUCUCAAUUAGUACAAUUGCCUCUUUCAACAGAAUGAAAAAGUUCAGACCACUUUCUGCUGUCGUUGAUGCUUUGAAAAAAUCAGAAUUUUUAGUUGUUUCCGAAAAUGGUGAAAUGAUCAAACGUAAAAAUCCAAUCUUACCACCAAGUGAUUCAGACAAACAAUCAAGAUUCCAAAGAAGUAUUUAUGCUAAAGGUUUCGGUGAAGAAACUCCAACCACUCAAGAAGAUCUCGAAGCUUUUUUCCAACCAUUCGGUAAAAUCAAUGAAGUUAGAUUAAGAAGAGAUGACAAUAAAAAAUUCAAAGAAUCUGUUUUCGUUGAAUUUGCUGAUUCAGAAGAUGCUAAAAAAUUUCUUGAGCUAUCAGAAAAACCAAAAUACAAAGAUAAUGAAUUAUUGAUCAUGAGCAAACCUGCAUAUGUUGAAAUGAAAGCUAACAAUGAAAACUUUGGAGGUAACAAAAACAACAAAAAGAGAAAAUUCAAUGGUUUCAAAAAUGGUAAAAGAGGUGGUAACUUCAAACGUUCAAGAAACUGA